Doryrhamphus excisus (bluestripe pipefish) is the source of this 2427-nucleotide messenger RNA. RefSeq names its product coatomer subunit delta. Gene Ontology annotation, cellular component: COPI vesicle coat. Gene Ontology annotation, biological process: Golgi localization; endoplasmic reticulum to Golgi vesicle-mediated transport; retrograde vesicle-mediated transport, Golgi to endoplasmic reticulum. The record is from RefSeq and is a predicted model, not a curated record. Lineage: Eukaryota; Metazoa; Chordata; Actinopteri; Syngnathiformes; Syngnathidae.
GGUCCACUUCCGGUGGAGACGUGGCUCUGUACUGCUGCCAUAUUGACGCAAGCUAGCUAAAAGUCAUACAUCUUUAGACGGCUGUAUCGUCGUGCGUUCUCCUUUCGGAGUCAUUACAAUAACCAGAGCAAAGAAGACAAGAAACAGAAGACCGACGUCCUAUAGACAGACAAGCGAAAAUGGUGCUGUUGGCAGCGGCGGUGUGCACCAAGGCUGGCAAGGCUAUCGUUUCACGGCAAUUUGUUGAAAUGACGCGGACACGAAUCGAAGGUCUCCUUGCUGCAUUUCCUAAACUGAUGAACACAGGGAAGCAGCAUACCUUUGUGGAAACGGACAGUGUUCGUUAUGUGUACCAGCCACUGGAGAAGCUCUACAUGGUCCUCAUCACUACCAAAAACAGCAACAUCCUUGAGGAUCUAGAGACACUCAGACUCUUCUCUCGUGUGAUACCAGAAUACUGCCGUGUGCUGGAGGAAAGCGAAAUAUCAGAGCACUGUUUUGACCUGAUCUUUGCCUUCGAUGAAAUUGUGGCUUUAGGCUACAGAGAGAAUGUCAACCUGGCUCAAAUCCGCACCUUCACAGAGAUGGACUCUCAUGAGGAGAAAGUUUUCCGUGCAGUAAGAGAGACCCAAGAAAGAGAGGCCAAGGCAGAGAUGAGGAGGAAGGCCAAGGAGCUGCAGCAGGCUAGAAGGGACGCUGAGCGUUCUGGGAAGAAGGUGCCAGCUUUCGGUGGCUUUGGCAGUGCCGGCAUGACCAGCAUCUCCUCUGGCUCUACCAUCACAGACACCAUUGUAGAACCAGAGAAACCCAAGAUCACAUCUGUUCCAGUCAGACCAAGUGGACCAAGUAAGGCGCUGAAGCUAGGCGCUAAAGGGAAAGAAGUGGACAACUUUGUUGACAAGUUGAAGUCGGAGGGUGAAACCAUUAUGCCAUCCACUGGCAAGAGAGGCUCGGAUGUUUCUAAAGCUCUCCCACCACCAGUGAAUGUAGAGAGUGUCCAUCUACGUGUCGAGGAGAAGAUCUCACUGACUUGUGGACGUGACGGUGGGCUGCAGAACAUGGAAGUGCUGGGCAUGGUAACACUCCGGGUCACAGACGACAAGAACGGGCGCAUCCGACUCGUUAUUGUCAAUAAUGACAGCAAAGGAUUACAGUUGCAAACACAUCCCAAUGUGGACAAGAAGUUGUUCACAGCCGAUUCAGUGAUUGGCCUGAAAAACCCAGAGAAGGCCUUCCCUCUCAACAAUGAUGUUGGCGUGCUAAAAUGGAGACUACAGACUACAGAUGAGUCCCUCAUACCGUUAACUAUAAACUGCUGGCCUUCAGAGAGUGGCAACGGUUGUGACGUCAACAUUGAGUAUGAGUUGCAGGAGGAGAGCCUGGAGCUCAACGACGUGGUUAUUACCAUCCCAGUACCGUCCGGCGUGGGUGCUCCCGUGAUUGGAGAUCUGGAUGGAGAAUACAAACACGAUAGCAGGCGAAACACCCUGGAGUGGUGCCUACCUGUCAUUGAUGCCAACAACAAGACUGGCAGCCUGGAGUUCAGCAUCAGCGGACAGCCCAGUGACUUCUUCCCUGUCAAUGUGUCAUUUGUGUCCAAACGCAAUUACUGCGACAUUCAGGUGGCCAAAGUGACUCACGUAGAUGGCGACAGUGCUGUAAGAUUCUCUUCAGAGACCUCCUUUGUUGUCGACAAAUAUGAAAUCUUGUAAAAAAAAAAAAAAAAGAAUAUUCAAAGAAGAAAACAAAUACGGCCCACAAAAAAUAGUUGAAAUCUAUGCUACAGAGAUCAGUUGAAGUUUCCUUGCCUGCCCAAUCUGUAUACUAUUCCAGAGACUGUAUACAUCAACAGGACUCCAAUGUGCUGGGGCAGAGCUGCAGGGGUGUAUUUAUAUUGUUGGUAUGAGAGGAAGCAUCAUUUAUAUUUCAAAAUAACGGUGAUACUGUUUGCUGACGCACAUGAAGGCUGAGGAUGGCUAAGGGAUUGCGGGGGCAGGCCACUUUGUCGCCUCAUGGUCGGUCUCAGUACUAUUCCCCACAAGGAAUGAUAUCAGCUUUCACUAGAAUUGUACUUCUACCAUCCCUGGAAUCAUGCGUCCUCCGACUGGUCUUCUCUUCCCUCUCCGUGCUGUUUGAUAAACCUUUUUGGGGUUCUUGCUUUCUUUCUAGUUGUGUCUCUUGAUAAACAAUCACUAAACGCUUAUGAUUUGUUCUACAUUAUCUCACUUGAAAUUUCUUCUUCUUGUGGGGUCAUUUUUGUAGAAAGCUAAAAUUGGACCUUUAAAAGCUGAUUUUCAGUAUAUUCUGUUUUUCUAUCUGCGGUUAGCUUCGGUAAUAAUUUUGCAAUGUGUCCUUUUCAUUGUUUUUUUUUUUGGUUACCUUCUGUCAUUUUACUUUACGUGACAGAAGCUGGAUGUUGAGCAGAAC